CAUGUUGUGGGGCUGAGCCGCCGCGGGAGGCGGAGGAGCUGCAGCCCGAGCGGAGCCGCCGCUCUGGGGCAGCGCAACAGAUGGCUAAGAGCUAGCAAGGCAGAUCCGGGACCAUGAUGGCUCAGUUUCCCACGGCCAUGAACGGAGGUCCAAACAUAUGGGCCAUCACCUCCGAAGAGCGGGCCAAGCACGACAAGCAGUUUGAUAGCCUUAAACCCACGGGAGGCUACAUUACAGGUGAUCAAGCACGUACCUUUUUUUUGCAAUCAGGACUACCAGCUUCAAUCCUUGCUGAAAUAUGGACACUAUCAGACCUGAACAAGGAUGGAAAAAUGGAUCAACAGGAGUUCUCUAUAGCCAUGAAACUCAUCAAGCUGACGUUGCAAGGACAGCACUUGCCUGCAGUUCUCCCUCCUGUCAUGAAACAAGCUCCAGUAUUUUCGCCACUAAUGUCUGCUCGCUUUGGAAUGGGUAGUAUGCCAAAUCUGUCCAUGCCAACAUCUGUGUCUACGAUCACACCAUUAGCUCCCAUGUCUCUGGCUUCCAUGACUUCCAUUCCUCCUUUGGUUAUUUCUGCUCCCCUGGUGCCUUCUGUCAGUACCUCCUCGUUGCCAAAUGGAACAUCCAGCCUUCUGCAGCCUUUGUCCGUACCUUUCUCUUCAACGCUGCCUCAUACUGGUUCUUUAGGUCCUGUGGCAGGAGGGUUUGGUGGUUCUAACAUACAGAAGGCACAGUCUCUCAUUGAUUUAGGAUCUAGCAGUUCAAAUUCUUCCUCUAGUGCAUCACUAGCUGGGAAUUCACCAAAGAUUACAACCUCAGACUGGGCAGUUCCUCAGGCCUCCAGAUUAAAAUACAGACAGAAAUUUAACAGUCUUGACAAAAGUAUGAGUGGAUAUUUAUCAGGAUUUCAAGCAAGGAAUGCCCUUCUGCAAUCAAACCUUUCACAGACUCAGCUGGCUACUAUUUGGUCACUGGCUGAUAUUGAUGGAGAUGGGCAGCUGAAGGCUGAUGAGUUUGUUCUGGCCAUGCACCUCACAGACAUGGCCAAAGCUGGGCAACCACUGCCACUGACUCUGCCUCUCGAACUGGUACCACCUUCCUUCAGGAGUGGAAAAUAUACUGAAAAUAUAAAUGGAACUCUGCCACCUUACCAGCCUGUGCAAGAGGAGGAGCCACAGAAAAAACAGCCAGUGACAUUUGAGGACAAAAGGAAAGCCAACUAUGAGAGGGGAAAUAUGGAGCUGGAAAAACGCCGCCAGGUCCUGCUGGAGCAGCAACAGAGAGAGGCUGAACGCAAGGCUCAGAAAGAGAGGGAAGAACAAGAGCGAAGGGAGAGGGAACGUCAGGAACAGGAACGGAAAAGACAACUCGAAAUGGAAAGGCAGCUGGAGAGACAACGAGAGCUGGAAAGACAAAGGGAAGAAGAAAGGAGGAAAGAAAUAGAAAGGCGGGAGGCAGCAAAGCAAGAACUUGAGCGCCAGCGACGACUGGAAUGGGAGAGAAUUCGUCGCCAAGAACUUCUUAAUCAACGUAACAGGGAACAAGAAGAAAUUGUCAAGUUGACCUCUAAAAAGAAGAGCCUCAAUCUUGAAUUAGAAGCUCUGACCGACAAACAUAAGCAAAUCUCAGGCAGACUGCAAGAUAUUCGUAGCAAAAAGCAAGCUAGAAAAACUGAACUGGAGGCUUUAGAUAGGAAAUAUGACCAAGGAAUCAUGGAAGUCAAGCAACUACAACAACAGCUUGAGGAUUAUCAGAAUAAACUAAUUUAUUUGGUUCCUGAAAAGCAGUUGUUAAAUGAAAGGAUAAAAAAUGCUCAACUUGAAAACACUCAGAGUACAGGAGUCAGUUCAGUGACCAAGAAGUCCGUAGAAAAGGAAGAAUUAUGCCAAAGACUUAAGGAACAAUUAGAUGCCCUUGAGAAGGAAACUGCUUCUAAACUUGCUGAAAUGGAUGAAUUUAACAGUCAGCUUAAGUGUGAGAAUAUGGAUGAUUCUGUUCUUCAGUGCCUUUUGUCUCUGCUAAGCUGUCUCAACAACCUCUUCCUCUUACUUAAGGACCUGAGAGAAAGUUACAGCACACAGCAAUUAGCCUUGGAGCAGCUCCACAGGAUCAAACAGGACAAAAUAAGGGAGAUAGAAAAAAGAAGAACUGAACUUGUACAGCAGAAGAGACUGGAAGAUGAGGCUGCAAGGAAAGCAAAACGGGAUAAGGAGAACCGAUGGCAGGAAAAUAUUCGAAGGGAAGAGGAAGAGAAAAAGAAGCGACUGGAGGAAGAACGGAUGCAGGAAAAAGUCCAAGAAAAGCUGAAAGCUGAAGAAGCACUUGCUCAGAUGAGAGAAAGGGAAAACAAACAACAGCUUCUUGCAGAGGAGGAGAAAAGUAGACAAGCCACAAUCCUGAGGGAGACAGAACAACAAAGGCAGAGGCAACUGGAAGAAGAUAAAAGAAAGCAAGAACAAGUAGCAAAAGAAGCUGAGGAGAGGCGUAAGCAGAACGAAGAACUGAAAAAGAUAAAAGAAGCAACCAACUCUCAAGAGAUGGAGAAACACACUUCUAAAAUAAACAUAAAUGAAAAGUUUGCAGAUCUUUUGAAACCAACAGAGGGUAAAAGUCUUAAGCCACCCUGGAAAAAUGAAGGCAAUGCAGUUACUGUUGCAGAGUCCAGGAAUUCUGUUGCCUUGGUAAAUUACAGAGCGUUGUAUCCAUUUGAAGCAAGGAACCACGAUGAGAUGAGCUUUAAUACUGGGGAUGUAAUUCAGGUUGAUGAAAAAACUGUGGGAGAGCCUGGUUGGCUUUAUGGGAGUUUUCAAGGACAUUUUGGUUGGUUUCCAUGCAAUUAUGUAGAAAAAAUACCAGAAGGAGAAAAAGCUUUAUCUCCUAAGAAAGCCUUACUUCCUCCUACAGUAUCUGUAUCUACUACCUCAGCUGCUUCAGAACCACUUUCACCAAGUAAAUCUGCAGAAGAAUCUGAUUACCAAAACAUCCCCUUUUCUAGCCUGAAUGUUAACACAGCCUGGCAACAGAAAUCAGCUUUUACUCGCACUGUGUCCCCUGGAUCUGUUUCACCCGUUCAUGGGCAGGGGCAGCCUGUCGAGAACCUAAAAGCACAAGCACUUUGCUCUUGGACUGCAAAAAAAGAUAACCACUUGAAUUUUUCAAAGAAUGAUAUCAUUACUGUCCUGGAGCAGCAGGAGAACUGGUGGUUCGGAGAGGUACAUGGAGGAAGGGGUUGGUUUCCAAAGUCGUAUGUCAAGCUCUUACCUGGGAGUGAAAUCAAGAAAGAGGAACCAGAAGCUAUUUAUGCAGCUGUAAACAAAAGGCCUAAUACACAGUGUUACACAGCAGGAGAGGAGUACGUUGCCCUUUAUUCGUAUUCAAGCUCUGAACCCGGUGACUUGACUUUCACGGAAGGUGAGGAAAUCCUAGUGACCCAGAAGGAAGGGGAAUGGUGGACCGGGAGCAUUGAUAGCAGAACUGGAAUCUUCCCCUCCAAUUAUGUCAGACCAAAGGAUCCAGAAGCUUCUAGUUAUGCUGGCAAAACUGGAACAAUAAAUAAGAAACCCGAAAUUGCUCAGGUUACUACUGCCUACGUUGCAUCAGGGACUGAACAGCUCAGUCUUGCUCCAGGACAGCUAAUACUUAUCCUGAAGAAAAAUGCCAGUGGAUGGUGGCAAGGAGAGUUGCAGGCAAGAGGGAAAAAGAGACAGAAAGGAUGGUUCCCUGCCAGCCAUGUGAAGCUACUGGGUCCAAGCAGUGAAAGAACCACAUCUGCUGCUCCCUCAGUGUGUCAAGUGAUAGCCAUGUACGAUUACACGGCGAACAAUGAGGAUGAGCUCAGCUUCUCCAAGGGGCAGCUGAUUAAUGUACUGAACAAAGAUGAUGCUGACUGGUGGCAAGGAGAAAUCAGUGGUGUGACAGGUCUCUUCCCCUCAAACUAUGUGAAGAUGACCACGGAUUCCGAUCCAAGUCAGCAGUGACCCAAUGUUGUCUUCCAGUGUGAAAGCACCUCAGAGACCCACUAUCCAAGUUUGACUAGCGUGGAGGCAGGGUGGCCAGCCCUGCUCACGUGUCUGACACAAUCCUUUUGCUUCGUUUGAACAUUAGAUCCAAUCAAGAAAUUAGGUUUUUGUGGUUUUUUUUCUUCUGAUCUACAGUUUCAGUUGAUUUGUAAAAGCAGAAAGGAUAGUGGGUCUUUGUGUGGCUUUCACUGCUGUUCAUUCUUGUUUCCUUUAGUAUUUCCUUUGGUAUUGAUAACCAUAGUUAUUAGCAUGCAUAUCAAGUUAUCUUUUGCAUGGUGGGAUUGCAGACACACAAAGACCCACUAUUUGCACAGUUUAUCUGAGCUGUUUUGAAUGGGCAGUUGUGUUCUUUUAAUGUUGUAAUGUACAUAUUUUGCAGAAUUAAAAUGUUCACCGAUUAUUGUUCUAAUGGACUUGAUUUAAUCUCUUACAUAUUGAGCUUUUAAAAUUGACAGCCUACAUGGCUCAUCCAGAAACAAACCCUACCUGUCUGCUGCUGAUAGUCACUGUGAUUACAAAUAUGCUACAGAAUCUAAGGGUUAGAUCUGGUGCAGUCCAUCCAGCCUUUUAAAACCCUUUUUAACUGGGGAAAGAACUAUUAAGCAUAGAGUGGAGGAUAGUUUUAAUUUUUUUCUUCCUUCACAGUAGUACUGUGGCAGGAAUUCAGGUUGUUUUGGCUCAAUACAUUCUAUCCCUAAACAACCUCCUUCCUUUAAAUACUUUAUGCUGAUAAUUCAUAUUUGCUUUCAGUUUUGGCAAAUGUGCUAGUUGCUGCAGUAAGUACUUACACAGCCUCUGUGUGACCAGGCCCUUUCCCUGCCCCUUCAUUAAAUAGUCAAUGGUACAGAAUUGUUUGUGUCUGGCUGCACUCUGCAGUGACUCAAAGUACUGUCUGAAAGCUGCUGCUCUUCCUUCUGGUGAAUAAACCAGCAGCCUUAGUGCACAGCUAACCUCGAUACAGAGGUGUUGCCAGAAAAGAGACACUAAGUGACACUUGGAGCUGAGAGCAGAGCAUUUGGGUUUAGGAAUGGAACUGUGCUCCUCAGCCCAAAGGUGGUCCUUCACAGCCCUGGUGUGUCACCAGUAAGGUGCAGUAAUGGUGCCCAUGUCUUACUGUAAUGUUUGGAGGGAAGGAGGGACUUAUAACCUUGAUUCCCCUUUAAAUAAAAGGAUUAAUUUAAUUGCAGCCUUCUCUGAUUAAAUAGUUCUGUGCUCUUGUAGCAACAGGAGAAAUCUCAUAGACACGGCAUUUAAUGUAGUUGGUUUCCCAAACUUGGUUAUGAAACAGCAAAGGUCAUUUAUGCAAUCAGAAAUGUUUACAAAACACUGCUUGUUUACUACAGAGACAUAUAUAUAUAUACACUUAUGAAUGUUGUGAAGGUACUAUCAGGAAAAGGUUAGUCCAAUUGCAAAAAUUUAAAAGCCUUUCUCCAGAAUCUCGAUGUUAUGUAUUUAAUAUACUUGAUCAAAUAAUGUAUAUGUGCCCUUUAGUUCAGAGAUGUAUCUUCUGUGCAAUAUGGACUAAGCAAUGUGCCUACAGAAAACUACAAAUGGGUUUUUAUUCUGGAUGUAUUUUGUCUGAACCAGUAUUCUGUUAUAGAAUGAAAUUGCGUUGUUGUAGGCAAAUAAUGUGCUAGAUAAUCCUUUGACUAUUCCAGAUGACUUGAUUUCCUUAUGAAACUACAUUUCAAGUGUUUCUACUAGAAUGUGUUACUGAUCCAGGAUUGCCUUCUCUGAAUUUCUGUCUUGAAAGGCCUGUUUAAUACAGACUGAAGCGUCUUUUGCUGCACCAGUGGCAUCAAGCAAUCACUGUAGUCUGAGAAUUGGGUGACCUUCCAAAUUAUCUCAUUUCUAAAAGGCACUGUUAACCUGUGGGAUUUGAGCUGCACUGACUUCCCAAUGUUCAGUCAGUUUUCCUUGAAUGCCAGAUUGCUACUAAUGGUCUUUGAAAAACUAAAAACAUCCUCUCUGGCAUGUUUGAGGACAUAGUUAUGUGGCAUUUUCCAAAAGCAGCUGGCAUGCUACACAUUUUUUAACUGAUACAAUUGGAGAUUAGGGCACUGUUAGGUAAAGUUUCACACAGGGAGCCCUGUUGUUGGGUAUGUAGGUAUGAGCAUUGAAAAUUAUUGAAACUGCUGCCUCUAAAUUAGAACUGAAGAGUAUUAAAGUGAAGCAUCUUGUGCUUUCACAGUUACCUUUUUGUGUUUCAGUAUUAACUGAGUAUGCUCUAAAUUCUCUAACUGUAAUAACAAAGAUAAUAACAACACAUAUUAGUAAUGCUGAUUGAAAGAGACUCAGUCCCUGCCUUCAGUAUUUGUCUCUACUGCAAAAGUCUGUCUAGCACAGCUCCAGCACAAUCACCUGAGAGCUCUGCUCUCCUGCACAUUGAUGCAGAAAGGGUUGGAUACACACAUCAGGUCAUCCAUGGGAAAGACCAUGGCAAGGAUGUAUUUAUGGCAAGAUUAUUAUUAAUUAAUGUUCUGUAUCAAUGAAGAGGUGGAGCUAAUAGAAGCUUGGGUUUAAAUCAGACUUUUUCUUUCAAAAAUGCUACUUUUUUCUCUGGUUGUGUGCAAUCCACCCCUUGUUGCUAAAGGUCCACAGAGUUGAGUUCAGGUUGUCAUCCCAGCCAGCCAAGUAAAAUCACCCUGAUUUGGGUGAAAAAGGCUGGCUGUGGAACUAAGGGCAAGCUGGAAAAUAGAGUUUUUUGUUUAACUGAUAGUUCCCGGGCAAGAACUGAGAGUUUAAAUGUUGCUCAGAGCCACACAAGGUUAACAGGUAUCACUGGAGCCAACAUGGAAAGUGAAAUAUGCUGCUGCCUGCAGUGUAGUAUUUGCUUAAUGUUGUUUUCUGUGGGCUAGCAGAGAACAGGGGCCCUGGUGUCAUUGGGGUGAGAACAUGAACAGUGCUGUAAAUGCACAAGGACAGGUACCAAAACACUUCCUAAUUCUGUAACUGUCUGGUUUAUGUAAUGGACUAACAAGCUACAACAAGCCUAGUUUUACACAAGCUUAGUUCCUGAUCCAGACUUGGAUCCAUGAAGGAAGGUCUUGUGCCACUACUGGGACCCGGUCUCAGGGCUGGGCUGUGCAAGGAGUCAGUGGUGGUGAGGGCUGAGAGCAUCUAGAGCACUUUCUCCAUGUGAUUAAUGGUGCAGUCAGGAGUACAGAAGGCAUAAAGCUCCAUCAAAAAGUUACACACUAAUAACUGAAACAUCUCCUACCAGUCACUGAAUAUUUUUGCCAUCUCGAUGCUUUGUCAGAUUGUAUCCCUGUGUGAUUUCCUUGAGCCGGGUUGGAAACACCUGUAAAUAAGUCUGCUCGUAGGAAUGCGGGCAAUCCUUGGCCUGCAGUGGGAGCUGCUGCAGGGUUGUGCUACUUCAAUGUAAUGAACCAAUAAAACUGCUGUGUAAUGGUGUGUGCUGCCUUAAGAUCCCUCCUGUUGUUCUUCCCAAGCUUGAGUGUCCGUGUGCAGGGAUGGUUGUUGAGACAUGCGAAUGCAGGCUGUGCUUAGCAUGAGGCAAUUGUUCAUCCUUGGUUUUAAACGAUGUUGUAAGAUAACUAUGCAAAUGUAUUUUAUUAAAGGGACACAUAAAAGGA
Molecule: messenger RNA, 7615 nt
Organism: Pipra filicauda (Wire-tailed manakin)
Lineage: Eukaryota; Metazoa; Chordata; Aves; Passeriformes; Pipridae
Gene: ITSN2
Product: intersectin 2
Exons: 30
Coding region: 114-3977 (1287 amino acids)
Biological process (GO): clathrin-dependent synaptic vesicle endocytosis; positive regulation of Rho protein signal transduction; endosomal transport
Cellular component (GO): presynaptic membrane; cytoplasm; plasma membrane
Molecular function (GO): calcium ion binding; molecular adaptor activity; protein binding
Source: RefSeq, a predicted model, not a curated record